CCCGUAUCGCAUCGUCUUCACUUCUUCUCUCACCUCUCCCCGACCCACACUCCUCCUCCUCCGGCCUCGCCCACGCCUCGCCCUUUCUUAACCAUCCUCCAUCUCCCCUUCCAUCUCCACCUUCGCCCAGCCGUCCGCCACCACGCGUCUGUGUCGCUUUGCUCCUCGCCAUCGACCUCGACCUCGUUCCCGUCCUCGUCCACGUCCCCGCCUGGCCUUUGACUGUCCUGCUCCUGGCACCCGCACACAAAGCACCUCCACGACCCGCCCAACCCCAGCGCAUUCAGCGCGUUCGGCGCAUCCAGCGCAUCCAGCGCAUCAAGCCCGCCCCUCGGCGCGUCAUCGACUCCCCAUCAACCCUACUUAACGGGCCGUCAUGAGGCAGGAGCUCAACGGUCCUGUCCCCUUCCUGCGUGAUGACCAGUAAUGGCGAAGCUGCUCCGCUCCUGCACCCGCCGCCUGUUGGGAAUGAGCCCCAAGACCGUCUACCCACCUCACCGCCACCCUCUCCUCCACCUCACACUGCCUCCCCGAACUCGCCCAAGAGUGCAUCCGCAGCAUCUUCUAGACAGAAGCGGGUAUCAGACACACACCUGCGCAAUGGAAACCAUCCCUCCGAAGACCUUGCUAAUGAGUCUGAGGCAGAAACAGUCGUCUUGGGUGACGCUGGCGAGGACGCCUUGACAGAUUUACAGAGCAUCAAGUUAGAGAAUCACAAUGGAGAACCUAGUGUCGACGAGGUGCCGCACGGUCCCAACUGCCGCAGCCUUUCACCAGACGCUGACCAGAAAGACUCCAACAACACCGAACCGGCCCACCCCACCGUUGAGCUUGAUGCGAAGAGUCCAGUUCCCACCUCGCCCAGCAGCCGCACAACCUCGCGACAUACCAAAGACACCAGCCCAACCGACUCUGCAAAGUCGUCUGGACGUCCGGCCGCCUCACCGCCUCUGCUCUCGGAUCGCGGGCGCAGCUCCCCCACCACCGCGCCGCGCAAGCGCAAGCUACGCGACGAGUCCCACCCCAAGGCACUUGAACCUCCUCGCCAGAAAGCCAAAACCGAGGGCCUCCAACCGUCUGGCGCUCGCCGCUCUUCGCCUGCGACUUCUCCAGGCGUUGCGAGGCCUCACAAGCGAUCGCAUUCCACGCAAUCCGCGCCCCACAACGGCUCUGGUCGCAGGCGCAAAGAUCUCACUCCGCUGACGCUGCCACAAGAUCUGACACAUUGGUCCGAGUCCAGCUCGGAACGAUCGUCUUCUCCCCGGCCCUCGCAGACGCCUCACGCGCUUUUACCACCGCGGCCAAAACGAUCGUCGCAUCGAGCGUUGACUUCUCCUGCACGUGCCAUGGGCAAACGAAACGUUGACCAGUUCGGCGCCACGCGGCUAGCGCGUGAGAGCGAAAAGGGCGACUUGGAAGCCGUCAAGGCGGCCUACGAGACAGCUCCGUUGGAACUUGACCAAGAAGACUUCGCGGGUAUUACGCCGUUGCAAAAAGCCGCACUGAAUGGGCAUACUGAGGUCGUAAAGUUUCUGCUCGACAAGCGCUGCCAGACGGACUGCGAAGCAAACAACGGCGACACGCCUCUAAUCGACGCCGUGGAGAACGACCAUCUUGAGAUCGUCCGACUUCUUCUGGACCAAGGCCACGUAAAUCCCCAUCACCAAAAUAAGAAGGGGAAGCGAGCGAUUGACCUUCUCCGCCGCGACCGCCCCAAUUAUGAAGAAAUCGAAAAAGCGUUAAAGGAGGCUAUGAAGAAGCACGUGGACACCACAAGCAAGCAAAAUCAUGCACAUUUGGGGGCCCGACAGAAGGUCGCGUCGAGGCUCUUAUACAACGAGUUCAAUACCGAGACGAUGAUAGAGAAAGCCGGUGAGGGGGACGCAGCGGCAGUCGGUGAGCUCCUCAUGAGCAAUAUCAAGCCAAACAUUGCGUGUGGUGUGGCUGCCUCGCGUGGGGGGCACGAAGAUGUUCUUGGGCUCCUUCUGGCUUAUGGACUCAAAGCAGAUCCGGACCCCGCUAAGCACAGCGAGACUCCCAUGCUGGUCGCUAUUGGACGAGGGCACAUCGAGAUCAUCAAGUUACUGCUGAAGCAAGAUACCUUCAACCCAACCAGACGCAAUCGAGAGGGGAAAACGUAUUGGGAGAUAUCGGAAGAGAGGAUGGGUCCCAGAUGGGAGGAGGAGAGGGAUGAAUUGAAAAAGGCCUUUGACGAGUAUCGGAACAGGAUCAAGAGCCCCAAGAGACUCAAAAAGGAGAUACCCAUUCCAGCCACCAUCCGUGCUAAGAAGAAGAGUUCUCCUUCCGGACGCGAUCGAUCGUCUUCCCCCCAACAAGAACCCCACCGUGCUCAUCCCGCUAAAUCAUCUGCUGUUCCUCAAGCGCCACAAAAAGCAAGAAGAUUGAUGACCGGGAAGGAGAUAGCAAAUCGUGAAGGCAAGCGACGACGUCGGGUAGUUUCAGAGGACAGCUCUGACGAUGAAAGUCACGAUGAAGCACGGCCACCUCCAAAGAAAGAGAAGGUUACGGCGAACCGCCGAUCUCAGAGCGAAGAGCCGCGUCCCGUCAAGAAGUAUAUCAAGCGUGUUGCCGAUGGAGCCGUUUUCAAGAGACCGGUUCCUGCACACUCGGGUGUCAGCGACGACGAAGCUCGGGGGAAGCGUAAUCCAAAGAUCCGCACAAAGACCGCCGGAGGAACUGUUGCCAGGCCUUCAAUCUCUGAUGCUGACUCGCUGGAUGAGCGAAAGCCUCUAAGUAAGGCAGCCAAGUCUCGCCUGGGUGACGACGCAACCACCAGGCGCCGUGCUUCUGACGCUUCCAUGGACCAUGCUUCCCAGAUGAAGAGGCCGCCGACGCUGCCAUCCGCCAAAUCUACCCCUGGACCUCCUGAUGAGGCCUCCCCUCCGGAUUCCAUUCGCGAACAGCACCAAGGUUUCGAAAAACAUCUCCCGGAAACACAAAAGAAAAAGGGAGACACAGAUGCACAGAAGGCAAAGGAGCAAGCAGCACGCCAAUCCUUGCACGCUGAGGAAGUCCAGAAUAGAAUGGCAGCUGAGAUCGCGGCUAAACGACAAGCAGAGGAGGCUGAGGCGGUCAGGAAGCAAAAACAGGAGGAAGCCAGGAGACGAGAGGCUGAAGAGGCAAGGGUUCGAGAAGAAUUGGAGCAGGCUGCUCGCGAGGUACGCGUUUCCAAACUCCCUCGGGCUCUUCAACGGGCGUGCAAAAUGGGGCUCAACCGGCCGCUACGUUUUCGCGGGCGCGAAAUGGGCAUAUCUGCGGUUUUCCUACCCUUGUGGUAUGCGAAGGGCAAAGAUAUCGGAAUCGAUCAGGAGAGCGCGGCUGCAACCGACUAUAUCCUGUCACACCAGGUUGUUGGUAUCCUUGGUCUCCCGGAACUCGACCUAAAUCGUCUGGGACCUCCUUACAAUACGUGGACGCGCUUCGAUGUGACCAGGGAGCAGCGAAAGACUUUCAUGGCCCGCUCCGAUAUAGUACUUCUUGCGCAGGACUUUCGGUUUCCCCAGCCCGGCGACCCCGAUUUCGAUUAUGAUAUGAUUAUGGAAAGGGAGAGAGAAGUGCGCCAGCAGUUUCUUGAUAUGGAUGGUCUGUAUUGGGUUGAAGAGGCGGCAAUUCUACCCGAAAUGGAAAAGGUGGAAUACCUCCGUCCGCUGCUUGGCGAGAUCAAAGAUCCUAACAAGAGGGAACGCAUCCGGUUCAAAGGCAUCAGUUCGCCGCGGAGGGGUAUACGGCAAAUGUUCGAAGAAAUGAAGGCUGCCGACGCCGCGAUAGCUGCUGAAAAAGCGAAGGCUUCUGAAGGAGCGAAGGCUGUCGAACAAGCGAAGGAUGUUGAACAAGCGAAGGCUGCUGGAAACACGAAGGCUGUCGACGCUCCCGCUGGUAGUGGUGCUAGCGCUGGGUGACCUCUGACCGGAAGGAUCCUUAUCCCUUUUUAUUGCAGCUUGUGCUAUUCCUUGCAUGCGUGGCUAUAUUGUCUAUAGUCUGUUGAAGCCGUUCGAUGUACAAUUACACGAAUAUGGAAGAGGGAGAUGACGGACAUGAGAUGUAUUCUUGACUUGUGGAAGAAGCCGUUGCACGAGAGGGUCUUAUCCCGAUGCAGUGAAGGCCACCACUUUGACGAGCCACAGAUGGAUGGCCUGUACGUAGCAUGAUGGUCUCGUGCAUCAAUAGUCUUACAGAAUCCCAUCCAUUUGAUGAUA
Molecule: messenger RNA, 4217 nt
Organism: Westerdykella ornata
Lineage: Eukaryota; Fungi; Ascomycota; Dothideomycetes; Pleosporales; Sporormiaceae
Exons: 1
Coding region: 417-3920 (1167 amino acids)
Cellular component (GO): nucleoplasm
Molecular function (GO): protein binding
Source: RefSeq, a predicted model, not a curated record